Molecule: messenger RNA, 4956 nt
Organism: Salvelinus fontinalis (brook trout)
Lineage: Eukaryota; Metazoa; Chordata; Actinopteri; Salmoniformes; Salmonidae
Gene: trappc14
Product: trafficking protein particle complex subunit 14
Exons: 11
Coding region: 225-2027 (600 amino acids)
Biological process (GO): cilium assembly
Cellular component (GO): TRAPPII protein complex
Molecular function (GO): alpha-tubulin binding
Source: RefSeq, a predicted model, not a curated record
AGCUAUGCUGCACAGUGAAAGCGUCAGUCGCAGGUUCACCGACUGAUGAUGGACACAGUGAAUUGGAUUUUAAAUGUUUAUUAUUAUAGAGAUAUUUGUAAAAAUAGGCCAACUAUCGAUGCUGGUCAUACACUAAGAAUAUUAACCCCCGAGUGGGUUUUGAAUAGUAUUAGCUUGUGUGAUUGUAUAGCAAGCUAUCAACAGGAUACAUAAUCUAGCUAGCCAUGGUUCUAAUGAUGGAAUCGCAAUGUGAGUAUUUUAUGUAUUUCCCUGCGGUUCCCAUCACGGACCUGUCCGACCCGUCAAAAUACCGAACUCUCCCCCGGCGCAGUCACCUCUACCUCGGCGAAACGGUACAGUUCUUGCUGGUCCUGCGGUCCAGAGAUGGAGCGUCGGGCUCGAGCGGGACAAAGGGAAGCGGGUCAGGUGACAGCGGUACCCGGGCUUGGAAGGAGCUGGUAGGGUCCCUCUCCGCUGUAGCAAGUGUCUGCCCCGGAGAGAGCCGACAUCGCUCCCAACUUCACCCCCACGAGUUCCAGAGAAGCUACAGCGACGACUGUGUAGACGAGGAUCCCGACGACGUUGACUUUGUUGCGGGAACAGUCCACACAGCGAGAAGGGAGUCAAGGAACCGAGGUUUCAGAGAAUGCAAGCCGCUUCUCAUACACAAUAAUACGGGGCGUGAUGGACGGCAGUAUCGGCGCGCACCGGUUCAGUCACCCAUGGACGAGCCAGUGGUAUUGAACGAGGAGGUCAUAUUCCCUCUGACCGUCUCAUUGGACAAACUCCCCGUCAACACACUCAAGGUCAAGGUCAUAGUGACCGUGUGGAAGCAGGAGGAGGAAAAGGCAGAGAUCAGGGAACAUGGUUACCUCACGAUCCUACAGCUGAGGAGCCCCACACACACCUUCAGACAAGACCUUAAUACCUUCAAAGCCCAGGUCAGCACCACGUUGAGUGUUCUUCCUCCACCAACUGUGAAAUGUCAACAGACGACUGUCUCCGGGAAGCACCUGACCAUCCUCAAAGUAUUAAACUCCAGUUCUCAGGAGGAGGUCUGUGUGAGGGAUGUGAGAAUCAUUCCUAACUUCAACGCGUCCUACCUCCCCAUGAUGCCUGAUGGCUCUGUGCUUCUGGUGGACAAUGUCUGCCACCAAUCAGCAGAGGUUGGAAUGGCGUCGUUCCACAGGAUGAACAGUAGCUCCUCUCACCUUCCCAGCAUGCUCUCUGCCCUGGAGGAGCAGAACUUCCUGUUUCAGCUGCAGCUCAGGGACCAGCCGGAGGAAGAGAGCAACGAGGGUCUGGAGGUUCCUUUGGUAGCAGUGCUGCAGUGGUCCACUCCUAAACUUCCCUUUACCAGGUACAUCUCCACCCACUACCAGCUGCCCAGCGUGAGACUGGACCAACCCCGGCUGGUUAUGACAGCUUCCUGUCCCAGUGCUGUGCAGCCUCAGGAGCACUUCCGGGUCAAAUACACCCUACUAAACAACCUGCAAGACUUCCUGGCUGUAAGACUGGUCUGGACGCCCGAAGGUCGUGGUCGUCAGGAGGACCCCUCUGUCAGUUCUGUGGUAUGUCAUUCCCCCCUUAACAACCUGGGCCAGUGUCGGAAAGGAUCAACCCUCUCCUUUACUGUCGGCUUCCAGAUACUCAAGGCAGGACUCUUCGAGUUAAGCCAGCACAUGAAGCUGAAGCUUCAGUUCACAGCGUCCUGUUCCAACCCCCCUGCUGAGGCCAGGCCCAUGUCUCUGUCCCUGUCCAGGAAGAACUCUCCCUCCAGCCCUGCAGUCAGAGACCUGCUGGACAGACAGAGUCUGGGAAGAUCACAGUCCUUCUCUCACCAACAGCCAUCACGGUCGCAUCUUAUGAGGACGGGCAGUGUGAUGGAGCGCAGGGCCAUCACUCCUCCAGUGGGAUCCCCAGUGGGUCGACCCCUCUACCUCCCCCCCGAUCAGCCGGUCCUCUCACUGGACAAGAUCGCCAAGAGAGAGUGUAAGGUACUGGUGCUGGAACCUGGAAGAGACUGAGAGACAAGGCGAGAGACUGGGAGAGGUGGAGGAAGAGAGGGGAGUGCUUGAGCCAGGUAGAAACAAUGAGACCGUGAAGAUGGGGAGGGAGUGAAGGAAGGGAGGAAGAAGGGAGACAUAGAUAGAAAAAGGGAGAGAGAGAGAGAGACAUCUCUCAUGCUGAACAUUUCCUACAUCCUACAAGGCAGGCAUGAACAAUGAUUUACCAGACAGACAGAUAGAGAAUCUGUCAGACACUGAAUGAUUGACUGUACGUGAGCCACGUCAUUUGAAGACACUGGAGAUGUUACUUUCAACAACACCAUUUCACAUUUUUAUCUCAACAACAUUUGAAGUUUUUAUGUCACUGUAAUGUCAACAUUCCAUUUCAUUCCUUGUUUUAUUCCUUGUGUAAUGCUGUAAUUUAAUGUGUAAAUAAUUGUUAAGGUUUUGAACAGGGUGAAGACAGAACCAGACUAUUUGUAGAAACAUUUUGGGAACUUUUUCACUGAAGAUUACUGUGUUUACCGUACAGGGUUAUGUUAAUAGCCAAUACCUUGUUAAUACAUAUUGUUAUACACUGGUAUACAUUUAACACAGUAUAUGUAAUGUAAUACUUGGAUGUUAAUUUUGUUAGUGAAAAACUGGAUUAUGUUAGUGAAAAACUGUAUUUUGUUAGUGAAAAACUGGAUUAUGUUAGUGAAAAACUGGAUUUUGUUAGUGAAAAACUGGAUAUUAUUAUUGAAAAACUGGAUUUUGUUACUGAAAAAAAUGAUUUUCUUAGUUUACACACUGAUAGAUAAACUUAUCUCAUGUGAUGGAUGUCAAACUUGUGAUUAAAAAAAAGCAGCAGGAGACCAGUGGAAUAACUCUAGCCUGGUCUCAGAUCUGUUUGCUCCUAUGGUCAAUGUCACGAUAGGAAUUGGCAAGACAGCACAGACAGAUCUGGGACCAGGCUAGAUCUGUUUCACCCGUGGAUAGUGUCAUCGGGUUCACUCUUAUUAGAAUGGGUUGUAUUUUAGUGGCUUGGAGCCACACAGUCUCUACACUGUAUUUAGUAGUUAAUAAGUAUUCUACCAGAGAUGUUUUUAGCAGCAUUUUCUGCUGCUUAAUAGUCUUAAAAUUGCUUAUACACACUCCUUAGUACACUCCAGAGUACACAUAUUGUACAUAGAAGGGCAUACUCCGUAACACACACUUCAUAGUCCACACUCCAUGAUAGGGAACAAUCCUUUCACAUCAUUUGCCUUUCCCUUGUUAUACUGCUGUUCGCUCUACUCCCUAUAAAGUGCACUACUUAGGGACCCUGGUCAAAAGUAGUGGACUAAAUAGGGAAUAGGGUGCCAUUUGGGAUACGGCCUUACACUGUUGUUCACCACUGUUAAAACUUUGAUUACACUGGUUGAGCCUGUUGAUUGUUAUGCCAUUCAUUCACACCUUACCUUAUUAUUAGGGAUUUAGUCCUGGGUAACAAUCCAGAAUAGUGGAUUAUUUAGAAGUCGUAACGUCCGUCACUGUAGCUACGUUUUCAACUGUUUACAUUUGUGUUGAGAACAUUGAACAAUGGUGUGUGUGUGUGCAAGUGUGUGUGCAUACAUAAGUGUGUGUGUGUGUGUGUAUGUGUGUGUAUGUUUGUGACCCUGAAGCAUUUGUUGUAACUUUUUUGUAUGUUUGUCUCAAACAUUAUUUUAUUUCCUGGUUCAAUUGCCAAUGGGAAUGACCAAUGGGUCUUUAUCCCUGAUGUAAAUUACAAUGUGAGGUUGGGGACAUUUCAAACGAUCAGAUAAUUAUUUAUUUUUUUACCGUGUGUCAAAAGCCCGGUUUAUACCUGGCUCUAACAUGCAUCCUUUGUCCUGAUCUUUUCCACAUGUUGAUUGUGCCCACAUUUUUAGACAGGUGUUGACAAUCAAAAGACACAUUGUGAUCUGAUUGUAAUCAGAUCAUCCUGCCCACCUCCGGAGAUAGUCAGGCACGCAUUGUGUCUUUAUAUCUUACAAGUGUAGACAGAUCUGGACAGAGAAACCAUUUUAGAACAUUAUUCCACCCGUUAAAAUCAUUGACAGCUGGCACCAUUGACUGAUUACAUCAACAUGUGUCUUACAAUAAAUAAAUACAUCUUAUUUUGAAAGAGUAGUGAAAUAAUUUGCAUAAAGGAAGGGAUCAGGAAAUCUGGUCACAAUGCAAACACAUUGGAUGGAUAACAGACACAUGUUAAUACCAUGUGUAGACACAUUUCUGGAAAUGUGUGCACAUAUAGAAUGUAGACAAGAUCAGGACAAAGGACCCAUGUUAACACCAGGUAUAAACGGGGCUUAUUAUGCCUUGUUUUCCCUGGACACAAAGUACUUGCUUGUGUAUUCUUUAUUUAAUUUAGACGUUUUUAUCUCUAUAUCUUUACAUGAAGUCAAGAAAUAGAUGUACCCAAGACUGUGUGUGCAGAGGAUGUGUGUGAUUUAGUUUCUGAUGUUUCAUGUUGUUUAGAUGUUUGAUUUCCUUCAGCCUGGAAUUUAACUGAAAAACAAAACCAUUCCAACUCAAUUUUCAUUGUUCCCGAACACUUGAUGAACAAAAGUUUGGUCACAAACAUUUCCAUUCCUUUCCUCUGUGAUUUUAAAACAAUGUAUUAUAUUACUACUUGGACCAAAGUAGCUCACAAUAUGAUUGUUUAUGUAUAUUAGUGACUUAUUUUUAACAGUCAUUGUUGUUAAGCACUUGAAUUGAUUAUAAUUGUAUUGUCCUUGGUUCUUUGGACACACAAACAACAAAUGCAGUUGAUUGUGUCACAGAUGUUCUGUGGCACGUUGUUUGCUAGCAGUCUCACUGGCCUUAUUUUAGAUGCCUCGAAUACAAACGUCUGUCAGGGAAAAGUGUUGGGGAUUUUUUUUUUUGAGUCACUCCUCGUUUGAUGCACUCUUGAAAUGUGAAUAAAUACAGUUGGAGCGAUUGGGAA